UGGUUUUAUUUAGUCUGUGGGUAAUUGUGGUCGUUGAUUGACGACUUUGAGAAAUAACAGCGAGUAGACGCAUUUUAUUUAUCGUGUUUGUGAUAUAAUUUAGUGUAAAAUGGCAAAAAGGAAAAAUAAACCUUUAAUAGACUCUGACUCUAGCAGUGAGUGCUCAGAUUUGGACUCACAAUUCCUGAAUUUAGCAAAGAAAAAGAAGAAACCCGAAGACUCCCCGCCACAGUCAAAAUCUAAGAAGUCUGGCUCAGGGUCUGACAGUGAGUCCGACUGGGACGAUGAUGACAACAAGAAGUCAAACUCUAAAUCCUCAUCCUCAUCGGGGUCAGACUCGGAGAGUGAUGCCAGAAGUGAUACAUCGAAAAAAAAAGAAGCCCCUCGCAGUACAAGGAAAACAUCGUCGGAGCACUCGGACGACAGCCAGAAGCGAGUGGAGCCUAAAAAGACAGAGACCAGAAGGAGCACUGACAGCGCAGAGUCAGCCAAGAAGAAGGACACAUACAGUGAGCCCGAGGAAGGUGAAGUAUCGUCACAUUCGUCAGAUAAUGAUUCCAUAGAUUCGGAAGAAGAAUUCGAUGACGGGUAUGACGAGAACCUCAUGGGCGAUGAGGAGGACAGAGCUCGCCUCGCCGCCAUGUCGGAGAAGGAGAGGGAGCAGGAGAUCUUCAAGCGAAUCGAGAGGAGAGAUCUCAUGAAAACCAGAUGGGAGAUCGAGCGCAAGCUGCGCCUGGCGCGUCGGUCGGCGGCGCUGGGGUCGCUGACCCCGGCCGACGUGGCCCGCCGCCGCGCCGCGCGCCGCCGCCGCCGCGCCGCCCGCGCGCAGGCACCGCCCCCAGACAAAGAGCCGGAGGUGGAGCCCCCGCCGCCAGCGGAGCCCGAGCAGGAGAAGGAACAACCCCCGCCCAGUCCCGGGGAGAUACUCGACGAUAAACACGACGCUGAUCGGUCGGAGCGCGCCGGGUCCCCGCAGUUCGGCAAGACGGAGCGCAAGCGGAACGUCGACGACAAGCGACAGAACGCCAUGGCCGCGCUGCGGGCGCAGAGGGACGCCAAGGCGACACGCGUCGAGCUCAGCAGGCAGCGCCGACGCCAGGAACAGUCGCACAAGGACAAGGACGACACCGACGACGCGGACGCGGAGAUCAUCGGCGGCACCAGCAAGCAGAGCGUGAAGCUGAAGGCCUCCGACAUAUACUCCGACGACUCCGGCUCCGACUCCGACGACAACAAGUCACAAGGGCGGCGCAGCUCGUCCAGCUCGAUGUCGUCGGGCGGCGAGGAGGACGACGCCAAGCGGGAGCGGGAGCUGGUCGAGGUCAAGUACGCAGACUCCAAGGACCAGAUCAACAAACUCAGGCUCAGCAGGUUCAAGUUGGAGCGCCUGGUGCACCUGCCGUUCUUCGCGCGCGUCGUCACGGGCUGCUUCGUCCGCAUCGGCAUCGGGAACAACAACGGGAACCCCGUCUACAGGGUGGCCGAGAUCAUAGACGUGUACGAGACGGCGAAGGUGUACAACCUGGGCAACACUCGCACCAACAAGGGCCUGAAGCUGCGGCACGGCACCCAGGACCGAGUCUUCCGGCUGGAGUUCGUCAGCAACCAGGAGUUCACGGAGAGCGAGUUCCAGAAGUGGAACAAAGCCAUCAAGGACGCCAACAAGAAGCCGCCCACCAUGGACUUCGUGCGGAACAAGAUACAGGAGGUCAAGGAGGCGCUCAUGUACGAGUUCAAGGAGGAGGACAUUGAGAAGAUAGUAGCGGAGAAGGAUCGGUUCCGGUCGCACCCCACCAACUACGCCAUGAAGAAAACGCAGCUCAUGAAGGAACGAGACGUCGCGCAACUCAGAGGGGACGACGAGACGGUCAUGGAACUGAACGCCAAGAUACAGGAGCUGGAGGAGCGAGCCAGCCAACUGGACAAAACCAGGACCUCCUCCAUACAGAGCAUCUCGUACAUCAACAACAGGAACCGGAAGCUCAACGUGGAGACCGCGGAGAAGGCCAUCAUGGAGGAGGUGAAGGCCAACAAGGGCAAGAAGGCGGACGACCCCUUCACCCGCCGGAGCACCAAGCCCGUCAUGAACUUCAAGUCCGGCGCCAGCAAGGCACAGGACGCGCGCAGCGAGGACGAGGCGGAGGCCCGGCAGCGGGACGCGGCGCGGGCGCUCAAGGAACUCAAGGACAAGGAACGACUCCAAGCCGCGGCCGAGCCGGCCAGCGGAGCCAGCGGGGGCGCGGCGGCGCGCGACGUACCGGGCGGGGGCGCGGCGCGGGGGCGGGGGCGGGGGCGCGGCCAGCCUGUACUCGCUGCACGACUUCGACAUCAGCAUCGAGCUGGACCUGCCGGCGCCGCGCCCCCGCCGGCCGCGCCCCGCGCGCCCCCGCCCGCGGCCCGUGACACGGGCCCGCGCCGCUCGCUCAACCUCGACGAGUACAAGAAGCGACACGGACUCAUAUGAUCGGACACUGUAUUGUAUACAUGAUUAUGUCACGUCGACGUGUCUUUGUGUGAUGUCUUAGUGUGAGUGUACAGACUGGACCUUAAAAAUGUUGAGUGUAACCAUACGCAGUGUGAGUGUCCACGAACCUUCCUUCCUUGAAUGCUUGCACUAACUUACACCCAAUAUUUUUGAUCUGAUGGAUCAACGACAGAUGGAGUGUCCCCUGUUACUAUUUCUCUACAAUCGAGUCCCCCUGUAUGGCCCGCAGCGGAGGACAGCAUACAAGUACAACAGUAACUGUCGAGUCAAAGCCUAUUGUUUCAUUUUCCGUCCAAUUUUAUUUGGUUAUACUACAGAUACAGUCGCCGUGUAAGCAAUAUUGAAUAUGUCGUGCAGUAAUACAACAGGGACACUCCUGAGUCGGUGUGGAGCUGAGACUUAGACUUACAAUGUAUGUAUAAUUACCUCCAAUGCGGCGGACGCCUGUUAGCCUUAAUUAAUAUAAGUAGUUGUUAUAGCUUAUUUAUUAUUGUUCCUGUUCCCGCCGGAACAGUUUUAGUAUUCCUUUUUAUUGUAUAUCGUAUAAAUUCAAUUUGCAAGAGCAAUAAAAAUGUAAGAAAAUGUAUUUAAUAAAUGAAUGAUAAGGAGCUAGACUAGUGGAAUCGCCAUGUGACACAAAUGUUGCAAAAUGGAACUACAAAAUAUAGUUCUCGAAUAGUUAUUGGUAAGCGCGCACUUCGCCCCGAUACAAAGUGUGAAAAUAUCUUUAUAGACAGUUUCCAAAACUACGACAUUGCGGACUGCGAGGCCUCGAGUUAUAAUUUGAUUGUGUUGCAGUAAUAUAAAUAGUGUAACGUGACGUGAGGCCGCGGUCGCGCCGUCCGACGUGUCGCAGCCGACAGUUCCUCGUGACAACUCGUGUUCAAACAUUUAUACCGUUGUAAUACUUAUGUACUUUAUUUAUUUGACUAUGAACAAAUUGAUAAUGGUUAAUACUUAAUUCUUGUAAAUGGAAGCUCAAAAGCUUAAAUAAAAUUUGAUAAAACAA
This is a messenger RNA of Spodoptera frugiperda (fall armyworm), 3494 nucleotides long. It is a transcript of the gene Rtf1, whose product is annotated as RNA polymerase-associated protein Rtf1. NCBI's taxonomy places the organism in Eukaryota, Metazoa, Arthropoda, Insecta, Lepidoptera, Noctuidae. The coding region runs from base 110 to 2464 and encodes 784 amino acids. Gene Ontology annotation, cellular component: Cdc73/Paf1 complex. Gene Ontology annotation, molecular function: DNA binding; RNA polymerase II C-terminal domain phosphoserine binding. The record is from RefSeq and is a predicted model, not a curated record. The transcript is spliced from 16 exons.